CGAUAGUGCCAGCGAUAGUUUUCCAGUUCUAGUUUGAUUCCUAAGCACAGAGUAAAAAUGGCGGAUGUUGAGUUAUCGAAGGCGUUAAGAGAUUUACCGAAUCGAGUACUUUCAGUUUCUAUAGAAGAGCGGCCCGAUCUGUUCCGUAAUGUUGCGUCCAUCUUGAACAAUCCUGGAGUUAAUGCUGCUAUUGUUAAAGGGAUAUGUAAAGUUAUUGGCACAACGUUGUUUAAGUAUAAGGAUUCGCCCUCUCAACUUCUUGUAAGAAAUUUGAUUGUGGAUAUUAUUAAACGCCAUCAUGACGCGGCCGUAGAAAAUUUUUGUGCAGUAAUAAAGUCGGUUAUAAAUAAGGAUCUUACCACGUUUCAGCCUCAGAAAUCGGCAAAAUUUUCUCUAAUUGCUAUAGGAUGGACAGAUAUAAUAAUAAAAACUGCUGACAUCAACUCGAAAAUUUUUAUAGCAGAGUACACUAAAAUAGUAGAUUAUCAAAGCUUAUUGUAUCAACAUAUUCUCCUCUCCCGUAACACGCGUAUAAUAGAAAUGGGAGAGAAAAUAUUUUUUGAUUCGUGGCAAAAUAUCGAGAUAUACAAACUAUGUUUUUCCACAGCCAUAGGAAAAGAACCUUCGUGCAACAUUGUUAUUUUUUUAAUGCUUCUCGUACGAUUCGAGAAAAGUAUUAAUCGUGAAGAUUAUUUUGGCAAGUACAAAUGUGAAUUACGUGAUCACUUUGUAAAAGGAAUUAUAAUGAACAAAACGAAGCUCAACGAUACUCUAAUAUUUGCAUGUCGACCGUUGUUGCAAGUACUUACUCAAAUAGAAUUUGAAGAAAGCAUUUAUCCGGCUUUGCAUAAAUCUAUCUUAAGGAGUCCUGAGGUGUCUAUAAAAACCAUGAGCAUAGUUCUACUUGAGUUAAAUAUAGAUUUAAGCCAAUAUGCGAUGUCUUUUGGAAAAAUCCUAUUGCAAAAUUUGUAUUGCAAGAACGAUAAAACUAGGCAUGAAUCUCUGGAAACUUUGAAGAAUUUAUCGCAAAAAUGUGUGACGCUCGACUCGGUGGAAUUUUUGCUAAAUGGAAUUUUUGCUAUUCUUAACGGACAAAACGGCAAAAUAACUGUAGCCGAGUAUAGGAUGAAUCUUAUUCAGGCCGCAGGAUACUUAAGUUUCAACUCAAUUUCCACUAAUGACACUUCAAGGAUAUUGCAUCUCGUUGUGGAUUUAUUUUCGAAAGCCUUGAUAGCUGAAAUUCAAGAGCGGGUUAUAUGCCACACCUUGGACAUGUUUAGUUUGUGGGUGACAAAGUUUUUGGGCGAACUACCGAAAUCAAUCAUAUAUAUCUUUGAAAGAGGACUGGACCUGAAAACAACAACUCAACCUGUUCGAAUAGCGUAUCUUCAAUGGCUUCUAGCUGCUCUUCAAAAUGGUAGAUUACACGCGGAGUCAAAAAUUACUCCCCUUCUUCUUCCGCUAGUUGAAAAAGGUUUACAAAAUCCCCUACAAAUUCCCCUUGUAUGUGAGGCACUUUGCGCUGCUUGUAUUAUAUUGAAAACAGAAUGCCCGCUGCACAAUAUUACCUUAAGCAAUUUUUGGAGCGUCGUAUUCGACAUGAAUAAACAAUUGUUCUUUUCCGAGCGGUUUAUGUUCGCUGCACCUGCCGAAUCAUUGUGCUAUGUAUCAUUGAUGGCUGAAAAGUUGUUAACGCAAUAUCCAAGCAAACUGAAAGGUACCCUUAAUAUUAUAUUCAAAGCUAUAGUUUGCAAUUUGUUAUCGAAUUCUCAAAAAGUAAGAUCAUACACUUUAUCUUUGCUGCCAAAUAUAUUCCAUUCAAUCGACGGCGUUACGUAUAUUAAAUCCAUUAUAAUAGAAAUCGAAAGCCAGAUAGAUAAUUUAAAAUUUGAUGAUGAAAAUGAAGGCAAUUAUGAAGAAAUUCUAGCUUGUGCAAAUACUUUGGUAGAAGUAAUACAAUGCAUUUUUAAUUUUGAGAAACUUCCUGUAAGUGAUGCUAUAAAGCUAUCGUUACAAGUUCUAAUUAUAUGUCACCACCCUGCUGUGGUAAUUAAAGAACCAUUUUUAUGGGAAAAGAUUUUAAAAUUGAAUUUUAAAUUGGAUCCAGAGAAAUUUAUUUCGCUAAAUGCUGAACAAAUUAAAGAACUUUUAAUUGAAAAAUUCGAAAAGAAAAAAGCAUAUUCAAAUGCUAUCUCUACUGUUGUUCGGUCGAGCCCUGGAGUAAUGUUACCAGCAUUUAUAAAAAAAAUUAUAGCUGAUUUAAAAACUGUUGAUUCCGGUGUUGUUUCCGGCGAAGAAUAUUCCAUAUACUUAAUUGCAAAGGCGGAACAAUGCAAUAAAAGAAAUGGUAAUGAUAUGUUAUCAGCAGGAUAUACGCGAGAUAAUCAUUAUAACAAAUCUCAAAUAGAAAAAAUACAGUUAGGAAAUGAAUGUGACCAAAGGCGAUGCAAGGGCAGAACGAAUAUUUCAGAAUAUAACCAAAAACAGCAAGAAGCCUUAAAAAAUCAAAUUGAAAAAGAAAACUGCAUAAAAGAUCGUGUUGACCUUUUGAAUAAAAAAUUAACUAAUGCAACUUUCAUGCUAGAAUCAGCAUAUUCUGGCAAUCCUAUGGCAGUUUCCCUACAUUUCCACGAAUUAUUGAUGCCAAUUUUAAAACUGUUAAAAUUACCACUUGCAGCGGAAAUUUUGUCAAAGCUGUAUAUAAAACUAAGCGAGGUAUGUUUUGAGGACUGCAUUGAACUGGGAAAAGAUUUAGCGGUGACUACUAUUCGGUUAGUAAAUCCGCAGUGCGAUCACCCAAAUGAAUGGAUUUUAAACAACAUCGAUGAUAAUGCUAUUAGAACCUUACUAGAAGUUCAAAGACACUUAGUAAGAUAUAUUAAUGAUGCAAAUAAAUCUACAUCGCAUAACUGUUUCAACGCACCGUCCUUCUCUUAUGCAUUUGAGUUUUUGAAACGCGUACUUGUUACAAAUUCCAUAGCCAACAGUGAGGAACUUACAUUGAUUGGUAUGCAAAUAAUUGAAAAUCAUGCUCAAAUGAGAGGACGUACCGUACACGGGGAUGUGACAGAUUUCAAUCAUCCUAAAUAUAUGCCUCGAUUAGAAAUGUUGAAAUUGUUGCUAUAUUUAAUUAAUGGUUACCAAGGUAGAGUUCAGACCAAAGCUUCAUCUGUACUUUUGGAAGUGGCAAACUUGAGUUCUGGCGAAGAUUAUUGUGGACAUGCUACUGGAGAUGAAAUUGAGAUAUUAUUACAUUCAUUACAAAGCGGCAAAGAAGCCGUGAGGGAAGUUUCACUAAGAGCACUCAAAAUUAUAAAGAAAUGUUUUUUGAACGAAGGCAUGAUGAAUAGUGAUUUAAAAUCUCGGAUGAAAAUCCGUGUGUGGAUAGCAAGGCACGACACAUCUGCUGAAAAUCGUGCUUUAGCGGCUGAUUUAUGGGAUUAUUCUAAGUUUGUUGUACCUAGUUUGGACGAACUUUUUUCAGAUGUCACUCAUAAAGAGCUAUGUAUACAAAAGGCAACGGCACAUUCCUUGUUAUCACUGCUUGUCAACGAUCAAGAGCGGACUAAAUAUGUACUUAAAUCCUUGCUUGACAUUUACAAGGAAAAAUUAACCAUGAUUCCUCCUCAAUUGGAUCAAUUUGAUCGAGAAGUUUUUCCCGCGAUUGAUCAAUGGGAACCGCGCAGGGGUAUUGCAAUAUCAAUUUCUCAAAUUUGUAAAUUUUUUGAUAUUGAAGAUGUGGAUCAAAUUAUGCAAUUUAUGGUUUUGCAAGGCUUUGGAGAUCGUAACGAAAUCGUUCAUAAAGAAAUGCUUGCUGCCGCUCUUUGCAUAGUCGAUUUUCAUGGCAAAGAAACAAUAGUUAAUUUAUUACCCGUAUUUGAAGAUUUUUUGGAUAAAGCACCCAAAUCUAAAAGCUAUGACAAUGUUAGACAGGCUGUCGUUAUCAUAAUGGGAUCAUUAGCGCGACACUUAGAAGCUGACGAUAUUCGAAUAGAACCCAUAGUUCGAAGAUUGAUUGCGGCAUUAUCAACUCCUUCUCAGCAAGUACAAGAAGCGGUGUCAAAUUGUUUACCCCAUUUAAUCCCAUCAGUGCGAGACAAGGCUCCCGAGAUUAUAAAAAAAUUGUUACAGUUACUAAUAAAGUCUGAUAAAUAUGGGGAGAGGAGGGGAGCAGCUUAUGGAAUAGCAGGUAUUGUUAAGGGUUUGGGAAUCUUGUCCCUAAAGCAAUUCGACAUAAUGUCUAAGUUAACCACAUUUAUACAAGAGAAGAAAAAUUACAAAUCUAGGGAAGGCGCACUUUUCGCGUUUGAAGUACUAUGUACAACUCUUGGCCGUUUAUUUGAGCCAUAUAUUGUGCAUGUACUACCUCAUCUACUGCAAUGUUUUGGAGAUUCCUCGCAAUAUGUACGACAAGCGGCUGAUGAUACUGCAAAGGUCGUUAUGGGGAGGCUAUCAGCUCAUGGAGUCAAACUUAUUCUCCCGUCUCUACUUAAUGCUUUAGACGAGGAUUCUUGGAGGACUAAGACGGCUUCGGUUGAACUCCUGGGAGCAAUGGCAUUCUGUGCGCCAAAGCAAUUGUCAUCAUGUUUACCAAACAUUGUUCCAAAGCUGAUAGAAGUUCUUGGUGAUUCCCACACAAAAGUGCAAGAGGCUGGUGCUUGCGCGCUAAAAGUUAUUGGAUCCGUUAUUAAAAAUCCAGAAAUCCAAGCCAUCGUCCCUAUUUUGUUGACAGCUUUGGAAGAUCCAUCGAAAAAUACAUCAACUUGCCUUCACAGUUUGCUUCAAACAAAGUUUGUACAUUUUAUUGAUGCUCCAUCCCUUGCACUCAUAAUGCCUGUUGUAGAAAGGGCGUUCAUGGAUAGAUCUACAGAAACACGAAAAAUGGCUGCUCAAAUCAUUGGAAACAUGUACUCUCUAACUGAUCAAAAAGAUUUAGUUCCAUACUUGCCCAACAUAAUUCCUGGUCUAAAAAUGUCAUUGCUUGACCCGGUGCCUGAAGUAAGAGCUAUUUCUGCGCGAGCCUUGGGAGCAAUGGUGCGUGGAAUUGGGGAAUCUUCGUUUGAAGAUCUACUACCGUGGUUAAUGCAAACCCUUACCUCCGAAACUAGCAGCGUUGAUCGCAGCGGUGCCGCUCAAGGCCUUGCAGAGGUCGUUGGUGGUCUAGGUGUGGAUAAACUACAUCAAUUAAUGCCAGAUAUUAUCGCUACUUCCGAAAGAACGGAUAUUGCUCCACAUGUUAAAGAUGGAUAUAUCAUGAUGUUUAUAUACAUGCCCGGACCCUUUCCUAGAGAAUUUACUCCUUACAUUGGACAAAUAAUAAAUCCGAUAUUAAAAGCAUUGGCGGAUGAAAAUGAAUAUGUUCGCGAUACAGCAUUAAAAGCUGGACAACGUAUUGUCAAUUUGUAUGCAGAAUCUGCAGUAAUGCUUCUUCUUCCGGAAUUAGAAAAAGGAUUGUUUGAUGAUAACUGGCGAAUUCGAUUUAGCUCUGUUCAACUAUUAGGUGAUUUGUUAUAUAGAAUAUCCGGAGUGUCUGGAAAGAUGACUACGGAAACGGCUAGCGAGGAUGAUAAUUUUGGAACCGAACAGUCACAUAGUGCCAUAAUAAAAUUUUUAGGCGAAGAAAGGCGAAAUAGAGUUCUAUCGGGACUUUAUAUGGGGCGAAGUGAUGUAUCAUUAAUGGUGCGACAAGCAGCUCUACAUGUUUGGAAAGUGGUUGUAACAAACACACCCCGCACGCUAAGAGAAAUUUUACCUACCUUAUUCGGGUUGUUGUUGGGCUGUUUAGCUAGCACAAGCUAUGAUAAACGACAAGUUGCCGCGCGUACUCUAGGUGAUCUUGUAAGAAAACUAGGAGAAAGAGUACUUCCCGAGAUAAUUCCAAUUUUGGAGAAGGGUCUAAAUUCAGAACACGCAGAUCAGCGUCAAGGCGUUUGUAUCGGCUUAUCGGAAAUAAUGGCAUCAACUUCCAAAGAAAUGGUAUUUUCAUUUGUUAACAGUCUAGUUCCAACUGUAAGAAGAGCUUUAUCUGAUCCAUUGCCAGAAGUCAGAGAAGCUGCAGCAAAAACUUUCGAUUCAUUGCAUUCUACCGUUGGCUCACGUGCACUUGAUGAUAUCUUACCAUCAAUGUUGGAAGGUCUAAACGACCCCAAUCCAGCAGUUGCAGAAAAUACUUUGGAUGGCCUUCGCCAAGUCAUGACAAUUAAGUCGCGGGUAGUGUUGCCGUUCCUUGUUCCUCAACUAACGACAGCGCCAGUUAAUACGAAGGCCCUUUCCAUUUUAGUAUCAGUUGCAGGAGAUGCGUUGACAAAAUAUUUACCUAAAAUUUUAAAUGCGUUACUUCAAACAUUGUCGGACUCUCAAGGAACUUCAUGUGAACAACAAGAACUAGACUAUUGUCAAUCAGUUAUCCUAUCAGUAACAGACGAAACCGGUAUUCGUACAAUUGUGGACAUUUUAAUGACAUCUGCGAAGGCUGAGAACGUGAAGACACGAAAAUCGGCGGCAAGUUUACUUUCUGCUUUCUGUACACACACUCCCGGCGAUUAUUCACAGUAUGUACCUCAAUUGCUACGUUGUUUAUUGCGAUUGAUGGCCGAUUCAAAUCGUGAUAUUCUUCAAAGAUCAUGGGAUGCCUUAAACGCGGUUGUGAGAGGCUUAGAUUCAAACCAGCAAAUCGCCCAUGUGUCUGACGUUAGGCAAGCUGUUAGAUUCGCUGCAAGUGAAUUAAAUGGUUCCGAACUGCCAGGUUUUUGCCUUCCAAAAGGAAUUACUCCUUUGCUUCCUAUUUUUCGAGAGGCAAUUUUAAAUGGUAUGCCAGAUGUAAAAGAAAAUGCUACUCAAGGGCUAGGUGAAGUCAUUGCAUUAACAAAUGCUCAAUCCUUACAGCCAUCCGUUGUUCAAAUAACCGGACCAUUAAUACGUAUUUUGGGAGACCGUUUUAAUGCGGGAGUUAAAGCGGCAGUACUAGAAUCACUAGCUAUUUUGCUGCGAAAGGUAGGGGUCAUGUUGAAACAGUUUUUGCCACAGCUGCAAACAACAUUCCUGAAAGCUUUAAACGAUCCAAAUAAAACUGUACGCAUGAAAGCCGGGCAAGCUGUAACAGAACUUGUAAUUGUUCAUUCCCGUCCUGAUCCAAUAUUUAAUGAAAUUCACAAUGCUAUCAAGUCGAGCGAAGAUUCCUCCUUACGAGAAACUAUGUUAGCAGCUAUGCGUUCGCUUAUCACUUUUGCUGGGGUAAAAAUGUCCGAAGGUUUUAAAAAACAAGCCUUUACUACUCUUCUAACUAUGAUAGCUCAUUCAGAAGAUAUUACUCGGUCUGCUUCGGGAGGCUGUCUGGGCGCACUUCUGAAAUAUUUAGCAUCUCAGCAAUUGGAGGAUAUACUACAGCAGCACAUACUGAUUGUAAGCAACGAGGAUGGUCCGUUAAAACAUGGUCGCACCACAGUUCUUUUCGUCGCAAUAAAGGAGAGUCCUGACGUAAUUGUAACCGCGAAAUUUGAAGAGAAGGUAAUAGAAAUAAUUAUUAAUAGCAUUUCCUCUGAAAAGGUUAAUAUUGCUAGCAACGGUGUUCGCGCAAUAACUUGCUUGUUACAAUUUUAUUUGUCAAAUGAUCUUCCUUACUCACCGUUAAUCGUUUCAAGUUUUACUCGAGCUAUGAACCAUAAGAGCAAUGAAAUAAAACAACUUGUUGCCAAAUGUUGUAAUUAUUUAGCAAAGGAGCUAACCGCAAAUAAGAUGACCCCAAAUAUUUUAAAAUUGCUUGUACCGAUGUUAGUUAAUGGCACCAAAGAAAAAAAUGGCUAUGUGAAGUCCAAUUCUGAAAUAGCUUUAAUAGCAAUUCUACAUCUACGUGAUAACGAUACUACUUUUAAUUUGGUAUGCCAAAUUUUGGAGAUUGGUGCGAGAGAAUCUUUAAAUGAGGUUGUGAACAAAGUUUUACGUAAAGUUGCUGUUCAGCCUGUUGGAAAGGAUGAAGAAUUUGAUGAUACAAUUUUAAACUAAGCCAGUUGUGUAUGUAGAUUGUACUAUAAAUUUAAUUUGAAGUCUAUUGUUGUGUCAGCUACUAUUAUAAAUUAAAAAAAUAAACCAAACCACAAAAAAUUUACAACGAUGAUGCCCAA
Messenger RNA from Rhagoletis zephyria (snowberry fruit fly), 8120 nucleotides. RefSeq names its product lethal (3) 80Fj (gene l(3)80Fj). NCBI's taxonomy places the organism in Eukaryota, Metazoa, Arthropoda, Insecta, Diptera, Tephritidae. The record is from RefSeq and is a predicted model, not a curated record. Gene Ontology annotation, biological process: regulation of translation; cellular response to amino acid starvation. Gene Ontology annotation, molecular function: protein kinase regulator activity. Gene Ontology annotation, cellular component: cytosol.